This is a messenger RNA of Penicillium waksmanii, 219 nucleotides long. Its product is annotated as class V chitinase. The record is from RefSeq and is a predicted model, not a curated record. The coding region runs from base 1 to 219 and encodes 72 amino acids. NCBI's taxonomy places the organism in Eukaryota, Fungi, Ascomycota, Eurotiomycetes, Eurotiales, Aspergillaceae. The transcript has 2 exons.
AUGAUCUCUGCUAUGAACCAGAGCCUUUUAGUUGAGAGUGAAGAAGAGGAUUCAACUAAGCUCAUAUGUAACGCCUUCUACGAUGGCAAUCCUACUCUUAUAAAGGGAAGCGGGGAGUUCUUAUUUGAUGAUCUUGAUUUUGAAGAUAUGCUUGGUAAUAAAAUUGACGGCUGGGCCUGUAACGUGAUCUACGCUGACGAUAAAGAUGGCCUGGUAUAG